Messenger RNA from Orcinus orca (killer whale), 3544 nucleotides. Its product is annotated as lysine-specific demethylase 4D-like. Gene Ontology annotation, biological process: chromatin remodeling. Gene Ontology annotation, molecular function: histone H3K9 demethylase activity. NCBI's taxonomy places the organism in Eukaryota, Metazoa, Chordata, Mammalia, Artiodactyla, Delphinidae. The transcript has 4 exons. The record is from RefSeq and is a predicted model, not a curated record. Gene Ontology annotation, cellular component: nucleus.
GCGGCUGCGGGACUGGGGAGCCGGGACAUCCGGGCGUCCACGCCCCCUUGGGCUAGCCAACGGGGUCACCGCACGCGCACGCAGACGCAUACGCGCGUCCCCGCGCCGGACGCAGGCCUGGCGGGACCUUCCCACGACUCAGAGCGGGAAGGCGCAGCACGCGGCAGGCAAAGAGCGGCGCUCGGCCCCACCGCAGGGCCGGCGCAAGCCCUCCAGCGAAGGCGAGGGGCUCUGCCCACGUGUUCUGGCAGUCGCCACUGUGACCACUGCACGCUUGAGAGGGGCAGCGGCUGGGGGUCCGGUACCCCAAGGCUCCCUCUCGGACAGCUAGAGAAGGCUUUCUCACCGACGGUAGAAAGCCAGAGCCGUCAGGACAUGGGUCUGCAUUUGGAGGCCAGCUGCCCAGAGAACACUGUCUCUCUCUCUCUGGGUCCUUGAAUAUCUCCAACUGGAAUCAGGAUUUUGUUGGUAGAAGGUUUGGCUUGGAAACUUCCAUGAAGAGACUUUCUGCUACAGUGAGGUGAGAAGCCACCCAUGCACUCAAGCGUGGGAAUCUGGAGAGGUCUCAGGCACUUAUACCCCCAACAGAGGAAACUCACACAGCUGCAGGCUGAGGCAGGACUUAGCUCAGAGAGCCGUCUCCUCUGGGAAAUACUGGAUUUCCUUUGGCUCCAAAAUGCUGACAAGAGUGGAGUCCUUCUGGUGGAUUGACAAGCCUGGAGAAGAUACCACCUCGUUUGUUUAAAAGUUCAAGUCUGAGUUCCUGCCUUUCAGCUCUAUCAAAACUUCUUUAAAAAUAAAGGAAGUAUAGGGGAGAGGUUACUCCCCAGCAUUCUCAGGUAUCCAAAGCAUACCUAAGAAGCUGGCAGUCCGUUGCUUAUUCUGUUGCCGCCACGCAGUCUAAGCACUUUGGGAGCCAGAACCCAAGUUGUAAGAUUACGAUCGUCCACCCAACCAUGGAAGAAUUUGAAGAUUUCAGCAAAUAUAUUGUUGCCAUGGAGUGGCAAGGUGCACACCGGGCUGGCCUAGCCAAGGUAAUUCCACCGAAAGGAUGGAAAGGCAGACAGAUGUACGAUGAUACCGAUGACAUCUUAAUAGCCGCUCCCCUGCAGCAGGUGACCACUGGGCAGGCAGGUGUGUUUACUCAGCACCACAAAAAGAAGAAAGCCAUGACCGUGAGCGAGUAUCGCCGCUUAACAAACAGUGAAACACACCAGACUCCAUUCUACUCUAAUUUUGAGGAUCUGGAGCGAAAAUAUUGGAAAACACGCCCCUAUGGUUCACCAGUAUAUGGUGCGGACGUCAGUGGCUCCUUAUUCGAUGAAAACACAACGCAAUGGAGCCUUGGACACCUGGGAACCAUUCAGGACCUGCUGGAACAGGAGUGCGGAGUGGUCAUCGAGGGUGUCAACACCCCCUACCUUUACUUCGGCAUGUGGAAGACCGCCUUCGCCUGGCACGUGGAGGACAUGGAACUUUACAGCAUCAACUACCUGCACUUUGGGGAGCCCAAGACUUGGUAUGCGGUGCCCCUGGAGCACGGCCGGCGCCUGGAACGCCUGGCCAGGGAGCUUUUCCCGGGCAGCUCGCGGGGCUGUGAGGCCUUCCUGCGGCACAAGGUGGCUCUCAUCUCGCCCACGGUCCUCCAGGACAACGGCAUCCCCUUCGGUCGGGUCACUCAGGAGGCUGGAGAGUUCAUAGUGACGUUUCCCUAUGGCUACCACUCUGGCUUCAACCAUGGUUUUAACUGCGCAGAAGCCAUCAAUUUCGCCUACCUGCGCUGAAUCGAUUAUGGCAAAGUGGCAUCGCAGUGCAGCUGUGGGGAGGCCCAGGUCGCCUUCUCCAUGGACGCCUUCGUGCACAUCCUGCAACCGGAGCGCUACGAGCUGUGGAAACGCGGGCAGGACCAGACCGUUGUGGACCACACGCAGCCCACGGAGCCCAGCAGCCAGUUCCUGAACGCCUGGAGGGAGGUCCGCGCACCUGGGGCACCCACGCUCCGCCGGAGGCACUGUCCGUCCCGCAGCGCCUCGCACUGCCGUCCGCCAGUGGCCGCCUGCCAUGGGACCCGCUGUCGAGCCCCUGUGGAUCCUGCGUCCCCGACCCCCUUGCCGGCCCGGGGUUCUUGCUCUGCUGCCCAGUUCGGGGCUGCGGCUUCCUACAGCUCCGCGGAGCCUAGCCUGACUCCGCCGCUGACCGCAGGUCCAUCUGCUGCGGGUCUCCCCCUACCUGGACGAUACAGUCCUCGUCGUCGUCCUCGGGAAUAGGGGACUCAGGAUCCGACUGUCCAGGCCCGGACUAAGACGCGCUUGUCCUUAGACACAACACACCCAUCUCUGGACUUCGAAGCUCAGCUCCCGUUUGCCGGCGAUCCCUUGAUGGACAACCCUGCAUUGCUGAGCCCAUGGCUGCAGCAUCCUUCUAAGCCUUCCGGGUGCUGUUGCGCCCCUGAUCUUCAACCCUUGGGUCCUCCAUUGGAUCCCGAAAAUCCGAUGCACCCUGGCCCAUGCCUGCCAUCUCUGGAGGGUAUUACAUCCAGUGUCCUUGACAGCCUCCCUUUGAUUCCUCCCAACGUUCCUGGGACUGUGAGAGUGUUUCCCAGGGAUGAUGCUGGGAACUGCAGGGCCCCCGUGAACUUCUGUGAGAUUUUAAGUUUGGACCACUCUUAUGUCUCUAAGAGUCUUGUCCCAGCUGCAGAGACCAGUCUCCCGCACACCCUUGACUGUGAUACCCUGGGGCUAAAGCUAGAGGCACCUGCAUCUCUUGAGUCCUGCGAGGAAUUCCUCACCAAUGCAUGGUAUUCAAUCUGUGAGCCCAUGACUACUGAAGACUUUGCUAAAUGUGACUUUAUCUGACCCUCCACCCCAGAAACCACAGAAGCUCCCAGCCAAGCAACAAUCUGGGCUGGGCCUGUCCUCAGUGGAGAUGCUUUUAUCUCCUAGAAAUGACACAUUUCUCAAGCUGCAGAUGCUUUCUACCAUGACAACCAGGGCUCCUAGCAGCCUCUGAAGUGGACCUUCCCACGAGGACAGCUGCCAUAGAAUGUUGUACCUCUCAGGUAUUCUCAUCCCGCUGCUGAACUUUGAUGGUCCUUUGCUUGGAUGGUAUGGACACUGCUUGCUUCUGAUGGCAGGGAAUGGCCCAAACGUGGGGUUGCCUGGGCCCCUGGACACCAGCCGUGUACCUUGUUGCUUCAUCUUCUGGGCCCUGCAAACUAAGGACACUGCAUAGUGGCCAUCUUGCACCCCUCCUAAGGCACUGUAGCUGUACAGGCAAAAGAGCCUGCAUUUUCCACCACUUCUUUCUCUUCACCACAGACCAUAAAAAGCUAUAGUAGCAAGUUCACAGUGUGCUUCCAGCCUUAUGCAUUCCAGUAAGAUUUUUUCUUUUAAUUGCCCAUCUUCGUACAGCCUAAAAAUAUCGUCUUUUUUUUUUUAAAUAAAUGUAUUUAUUUUUGGUUGCAUUGGGUCUUUGUUGCUGCGUGUGGGCAUUCUAUAGUUGUAGCGAGCAGGGGGGCUACUCUUCAUUGUGGUGCGUGGGCUUA